AUGUCUUACUUGCAAAAAUACAGAGAGUUCGGGAUUAUCGGAAGAGGAAACUUUGGUAAAAAAUAUUCAGGAAGUGCUCAUUUAGUUCAAAGCCUUCAAGAUAGCCAGCAAUAUGUCGCUAAAAAGAUUGUCCUGGGAGGAAUGAGUGACAAAGAAAUAAGAGGGGCUCACCAGGAAGCAGAGCUUCUUAGAAGAUUGAAUCAUCCAAACAUAGUGAAGUAUAAAGAAAGCUUCUGUGAAGAAGGCCUGCUUAUAAUUGUUAUGGAAUACUGCAAAAUCGGAGAUCUUGGGUAUCAUAUCAAACAAAAAGUGAAGCAGAGAGAAACGUUUACCGAAACUGAAAUCAUGAACUGGUUUGUUCAAAUGUGUAUGGCUCUGCAAUAUAUACAUUCUCAAGGAAUUCUGCAUCGAGAUAUCAAAUCAUCCAAUAUAUAUCUUACUGGAAAUAAUACUGUAAAGCUAGGAGAUUUUGGAAUUUCUAGAGUCUUGCAAGGGUCUGAGGCUGCCCAGACAGUGGUAGGGACUCCAUACUAUAUGAGUCCUGAAGUGUGCGAAAAUAAGCCUUAUAGCUAUAAAAGUGAUACAUGGUCACUUGGAUGCGUUUUAUAUGAACUUUGUACCCUUAAGCAUGCAUUUUCUGCUGAUAAUUUACUUGGGUUAGUAUUUAAAAUAGUGACAGAGAGGGCAGAACCAAUUCCCUCAUAUUAUUCCCCUCAAUUGCGAUCAAUAGUACAGUAAUCCUCAAAUAGAAAUUUACUUGUCAAAGAUUCUUCUCAAAGAAUUUCCAUAAGCGAGCUCUUGAGAACCCCAUAUGUUUUAUCGUUCAUGCAAAACUUUGUGGAUACAAAUGGACAAAGCUUAACGACUGUCAGAUCGUUAAGCAUAAGAAAGACCGCAGUCCAGGUACAAGAACCUCCGAGUCCCGCCAGCCCUGAUGAGACGCCGAAGCAAAGGUUGGCACGAAUAAAAAGGGAAAAGGCGGAACAAGAAGCAGAAAAGCUUAAACAAGCUGCCAGAGAAGCUUAUAUGACGAAUCAAAUGUAAGAUAAAUUUAGAACAAAACAAAGAAAGCAGGAUAUGCUGUAUUCUUCGCCAAGCCAGCGACAACAAAACCAAGCUGUAAUUAAACAAGCGAUGGCUCCUCCUCGAGACUUGAGUGGAAGUGGCUCAACAAUUGCAUCAUUAAUGUUUACUAACCAAAAAUCAUACGAAAGGGCUGAAGAUUUAUCAGAGCUGACUGAAGAAUUUAAUUUAACUCGGUCUCAAGACUUGAACACAGAAGAAAACUAUAGAAACUAUUUGAAAUAUGCCCAGCCUACCGAAGAUACAAUGACAUACUCUGACACAUUUGAAGCCUCAGCUUAUACUAAUGUCUUUGGCACCAAAAAUAAUCCUCAUGAUGACAGGCCAAUUCGGGCAUCAGGACAAUAUAACUUGAAUUUCGUUGACGAUGGAAACCCUGAAAUUGCAGAAAACAACCCAGAAGAGCUCACACAAGUCAUUAGUAUGUAUAGGAACCAAAUGAAUAAUGGCGGAAGACUGGAAUUUAUAGAGGAAGCUUCAAGAGAAUCAAGCUCAGGCUUGUCUCCUACUAAAAUUGUCGUUGAUAAAAGAGAUUCGAUGAGAAAACAAUGUGUAGACUGUAUGGGAGAGAAACUAUUUAAUGAAAUAUAUCAGUUUUUGAGGAGACAAAGACAGCUGGAAACUCCAGAUGAUAUCAUUUUAGAAGAAGUAAAAAAACGAUGGGGAAGAACAGCUACGAAUUAUUGCUUUUUAGUAGAUCAGCUUAUUUUUGUGGAGCUAUUUUAG
Messenger RNA from Blepharisma stoltei, 1809 nucleotides. Lineage: Eukaryota; Ciliophora; Heterotrichea; Heterotrichida; Blepharismidae. The record is from the annotation of a GenBank genome assembly.